Messenger RNA from Hansenula anomala, 354 nucleotides. It is a transcript of the gene MPC1, whose product is annotated as pyruvate transporter MPC1. Gene Ontology annotation, biological process: pyruvate import into mitochondria. Gene Ontology annotation, cellular component: mitochondrial inner membrane. NCBI's taxonomy places the organism in Eukaryota, Fungi, Ascomycota, Saccharomycetes, Phaffomycetales, Wickerhamomycetaceae. Bases 1 to 354 code for a protein of 117 amino acids. The transcript is spliced from 3 exons. The record is from RefSeq and is a predicted model, not a curated record.
AUGUCACAACCAGCUCAACGUGCAGCCACUCAAAAGCUAACGGAAAAGAUCUUCAACAAGUCAAACUUCAAAUAUAUCUUUACUACACAUUUUUGGGGUCCAGUCUCAAAUUUUGGUAUUCCACUUGCUGCUAUUUAUGAUUUGAAAAAAGAUCCAGAAUUAAUCUCAGGUCCAAUGACCUUAGCCUUGGUGUUAUACUCUGGUGUCUUUAUGAAGUACGCUUUAGCUGUUACUCCUCAAAAUUAUUUAUUAUUUGGUUGUCAUGUUGUAAAUGAAGCUGCUCAAUUGGGUCAAGGUUUUAGAUGGUUAAAUGCUCAUUAUUUGACUGGUAAAGAGGAACCUAAGAAGAACUAG